Messenger RNA from Salvelinus fontinalis (brook trout), 2448 nucleotides. RefSeq names its product putative keratin-associated protein 4-16. The record is from RefSeq and is a predicted model, not a curated record. The transcript has 2 exons. Bases 463 to 1458 code for a protein of 331 amino acids. Lineage: Eukaryota; Metazoa; Chordata; Actinopteri; Salmoniformes; Salmonidae.
CCUACUGUCUGUCUCUCUACCUCUGGCCUACUCUCUCCCUCUGUCCCUCUGACCUACUGUCUGUCUCUGACAUACUGUCUGUCUCUCUACCUCUGGCCUACUCUCUCCCUCUGUCCCUCUGACCUACUAUCUGUCUCUCUACCUCUGGCCUACUCUAUCCCUCUAUCCUACUGUCUGUCUCUGUCCCUAUGUCCAACUGUCUGUCUCUAUCCCUCUAUCCUACUGUCUGUCUCUGUCCCUCUAUCCCACUGUCUGUCUCUGUCCCUCUAUCCUACUGUCUGUCUCUGUCCCUCUAUCCUACUGUCUGUCUCUAUCCCUCUAUCCUACUGUCUGUCUCUGUCCCUCUAUCCUACUUUCUGUCUCUAUCCCUCUAUCCUACUGUCUCUGUCCCUCUUUCCUACUGUCUGUCUCUGUCCCUCUUUCCUACUGGCUGUCUCUAUCCUACUGUCUGUCUCUGUCCCUAUGUCCAACUGUCUGUCUCUGUCCAUAUGUCCUACUGUCUGUCUCUGUCCCUCUUUCCUACUGUCUGUCUCUGUCCCUCUUUCCUACUGUCUGUCUCUAUCCUACUGUCUGUCUCUGUCCAUAUGUCCAACUGUCUGUCUCUAUCCCUCUAUCCUACUGUCUGUCUCUGUCUCUCUAUCCUACUGUCUGUCUCUGUCCCUCUAUCCUACUGUCUGUCUCUGUCCCUCUUUCCUACUGUCUGUCUCUAUCCUACUGUCUGUCUCUGUCCCUAUGUCCAACUGUCUGUCUCUGUCCCUCUAUCCUACUGUCUGUCUCUAUCCUACUGUCUGUCUCUGUCCCUAUGUCCAACUGUCUGUCUCUAUCCCUCUAUCCUACUGUCUGUCUCUGUCCCUCUAUCCUACUGGCUGUCUCUAUCCUACUGUCUGUCUCUGUCCCUAUGUCCAACUGUCUGUCUCUGUCCCUCUAUCCUACUGUCUGUCUCUGUCCCUCUAUCCUACUGUCUGUCUCUGUCCCUCUUUCCUACUGUCUGUCUCUGUCCCUCUUUUCCUACUGUCUGUCUCUAUCCUACUGUCUGUCUCUAUCCCUCUAUCCUACUGUCUGUCUCUGUCCCUAUAUCCUACUGGCUGUCUCUAUCCUACUGUCUGUCUCUGUCCCUAUGUCCAAUUGUCUGUCUCUGUCCCUCUAUCCUACUGUCUGUCUCUAUCCCUCUAUCCUACUGUCUGUCUCUGUCCCUCUUUCCUACUGUCUGUCUCUGUCCCUCUUUCCUACUGUCUGUCUCUAUCCUACUGUCUGUCUCUGUCCCUCUUUCCUACUGGCUGUCUCUAUCCUACUGUCUGUCUCUGUCCCUAUGUCCAACUGUCUGUCUCUAUCCCUCUAUCCUACUGUCUGUCUCUGUCCUUUCUGUCCUCUCUUCUCCCUGCUCCUUCUCUCCACUCUGUCCAGGGGUGUGUCCCAAAUGGAACCCUAUUCCAUAUACAGUGCACUACUUUCAACUAGAGCGCUAUGGGCCCUGGUCAAAAGUAGUGCACUACAUUGGGAAUAGGGUGCUAUUUGGGACAGGGUGCCAUUUGGGAUGCAGCCCAACAAUUCUCUAUUGCAUACAGUAUGUCACUCAUGGAAAUGCCUAGUGUUCAUGGAUAACAACGAUGAUAGAUGCUGUGAUGGCUUAUGUGGGUUAUAUUCUAGCUUGUCGUUGUUUUAGUACACUAAUCCUGAGAGAAGACUUUACGUUAAAGACCCUUACCCCUACAACACUUUCUCCCACCUGGGACUGGUCAAUCCAAGAGUAGUAUUUGACCUCCUUCUUACGCUUGACCUUUCUAACCUUUGUUACGGUAGUGAACUUUCCAGGAAGGCCUGCUUUGUUUGGGAUAUGGCCAUUGGUUGGCCAUUUUUGGUGAUAGAUUGAUAUGGUUUCAGUCCUCGUCUUAUUCUCUUGUCUUGUUAUACUCUCUCUCUCUCUCUUUCUCUCUCAACAUCCUCUCUUUCUUUCUCCCCUUGAAUCACGUAUCGUCUUGAUUUCGUGUUUUUCCUUUUUCAAUGUCGUCACAAUCGCGCUCCCUCUUCCUGUCCCGACCUCCUGUUUUAUCUGUAGCUCCAUCUCAUUAUAGGAACCUUGUGCUUCUAACGCCACUAACUUCUACUACCACUUCUCCCCUAUAUACAGUAGCCCAACAUCUGGUUGGUCAAAAACAAAUCAUUCCUCUUUUUAUGAUUUUCUUCUUUCAGGGAAUGUUCUUACUAAACAUCUUUAACUGACAACCGUUUAGCAUCGAGAGAGAUCUGAUCUGCCAAUCCGGACCUUUGCAUCAUGUCUAAAAGACUAACACUAAGGACUCUUCAUGUAGCCUGCAUAGCUCUGUAGGAAACCAUAGAGAGAAAAUAAAGCAAAUCAAAGGGAUCGAUAAGUAGAUAUCCCAUGAAUCCAUCAAAGCUAAUAUGAUGAUGCUCUCCGUGCGCGGCUGCACUGCUGCUUGUCCUGGGGAG